UGUUCCGUCAUUCUGAUUGGUGUGUUGCAAUCAUGUGAUUAGUAAGUGACGAGAGUGACACUGCAAAUACAUAACUGGGACACAACGUUGUUAUGAUUCUUCGUGGACUUUAAGUGUGAUUUACGAGGCGGGACCAGUCGGUUGUGACCACUUUCUUUACCAAAUGACCGUGGUCGUGUCACCCUCGCCAAGAAGGUCCACUGUCCUCCUUUGGCGUACCGACGUCCCGCUACAGUUAACAUUACUGAUUGACUGUAUUGUGCAAUAUGAUCCCUCUUUAGACACUUGCUAGCCUAGCAGCAGCUGCUGUGGAACCCGGAUCUGCAUCUCUGUUUAACUAUUUUUUGAAGGGGCCUGAAUGCUGCAGGCGUUGCCCAGGUUGAGUAGAGCAGCGGUGAGAGUGAGGAGAAUUGGGAUUCAGGUCACUGCUAUGGCCCUCAACCACCAGAGCACCAGUCCCUCCCGGGACAAGGGUGGCACCGUCACAGCAGCCAUCCUCAUCAUUGGUGAUGAGAUCCUGAAGGGUCACACUGUGGACACCAACAGUGCCUUCCUGUGCCGCAACCUGCGUAAGCUGGGCGUGAGCGUGCAGCGCAUCACCGUGGUGCCUGACGUGCAGGAGGUCAUCGCCAAAGAGGUGGCCACCCUGGCGCCCACCGUCACACACCUGAUCACCUCCGGCGGCAUCGGCCCCACCCACGACGACGUCACCUUUGAGAGUGUGGCUCAGGCGUUCGGUGAGCGCCUGGCGCCCCACCCAGAGCUGGUGCGCCUGGUGGAGGAGUUCUUCGGUGCGUCUGACCCCAACUCGCCGGCCAUGAAGCUCGCCACGGUGCCCGAGUCGGCCCAGCUGAACUAUGGCCGCGAUCCGCAGAAGGGCCAGCCCAUGCGCUACCCGCUGGUGAGCGUGCGCAACGUCUACAUUUUCCCAGGUAUCCCCUCGCUGCUCGAGCGCGCCUUUAACGGCCUCUCGCACCUCUUCGCCGGCUCGGGCACCACGUUCCACACGCGGGAAGUGUUUGUGGACGCGGACGAGGCGGGAAUCGCACCCGUGCUCACGAAGCUCCAGAAAGUCUGGGGCAAGCGUGUGGCCCUGGGCUCCUACCCAGACUGGCUCAGUAACUACCACCGCGUGCGGCUGGUGCUGGACUCGGACAGCCUGGAGGAAGUGGAUAAGGCCAGGGCCCAGCUCGUGGAGGACCUGCCCCCUGGUAGCGUGGUGCCACUGGUCACGGACCCGGUCUCCAUCGCCCCGGUGGAGGUCUACAUGCUAGCCAACAGCGGCACCCCUCUGGGCAAUAAGGUGGCGUCCGCCUUGAAGACCAUUGAGACAGCAUUGGACCAGUACGCAGCCAGUGAGACAUGUGUAGGCUUCAACGGAGGCAAAGACUGCACUGCUCUUCUUCACCUCUAUUACGCUGCUAUAAAACGACGUUACCCUGAGGGUAAGGACAAAGUGAAGGCUCUGUAUAUCCGGAUCGUUUCCCCAUUCCCUGAGAUGGAAAGAUUUCUUCAAGAUACGAUAAACAGGUACGACCUGGACCUGAUUUCGGUGGAGGGCAGUAUUCGGCAGGCCCUGAGCGAGGUGCAGGAGAGGCACACGGAGCUGAAGGCCGUGUUGAUGGGGACACGACACAGCGACCCCUACUCACUCAAGCUCACACCCCUGUGCCCUACUGACCCCGGCUGGCCCGACUACAUGAGGGUCAACCCACUGCUGGACUGGACAUAUCAUGACAUCUGGUCAUUCCUAAGGACCCUCUAUGUGCCGUACUGCAUUCUCUAUGAUAAAGGGUACACCUCAUUGGGUAGCAUGGACAACACCCUCAGGAACGUAUCGCUCCAGACGGUGGACAACCGGGGCGUCAGCCGCUAUAAGCCCGCCUACCACCUCGAGAACGAAGACGAGGAGCGCAGCUCCAGAGCCUGAGGUCAUCACUAUCUACGUCUCGCACACAGGACUCCUCAUCUUCAACAUCCAUCCAUCCAUCCAUCCAACCAGCAUAGGUCAACUGAAUGUGAUGGACAGAGCAACGAAAGACAAGUGUCAAAGAAGGACAACCAGGGCAUUACAGAUGAAAAUUUGGUGUGUGUGAGUGAGUGAGUGUGUCUGUGUUCGUGUGCAUCUGUGUGUGCAUGUGUGUGUGUGUGUGAGUGAGUCUGUGAGUGUGUCUGUGUGUAUCUGUCUAUGUUUUGGCUCAAUGAAGGGUUGUUGCUAUGAUUUCCAUGAAUUUCAUGGUUUGUAAUAAAAGACUUGAAUUUGC
Molecule: messenger RNA, 2264 nt
Organism: Clupea harengus (Atlantic herring)
Lineage: Eukaryota; Metazoa; Chordata; Actinopteri; Clupeiformes; Clupeidae
Gene: flad1
Product: flavin adenine dinucleotide synthetase 1
Biological process (GO): FAD biosynthetic process
Molecular function (GO): FMN adenylyltransferase activity
Source: RefSeq, a predicted model, not a curated record